Molecule: messenger RNA, 1956 nt
Organism: Cercopithifilaria johnstoni
Lineage: Eukaryota; Metazoa; Nematoda; Chromadorea; Rhabditida; Onchocercidae
Source: the annotation of a GenBank genome assembly
AUGGAACAAAGUGGUGGUUAUAUUUUUAAUGAUCAUGGUGGUACUACUACUACUACUGAUAUUCCUACUUCUACUACUACUACUACUAAUACUUCACGUGUUAUUCGUAUUAUGGGUUAUGAAUAUCAACGUGAUACGGUUAUUGCAAGAUUAUUUUAUAUCUUUUAUUUUGCUUCAUUUGGUUCAUUAUUCCCCUUGUUGGCUAUUUAUUUCAAGCAACUUGGAAUGAAUGCAUCACAAGUGGGUCUUUUACUUGGUGCAAGACCAUUGGUUGAAUUUGCUGCACGUCCAUUUUGGAGUAGUUUUGCGGUUAAAUUUAAAAAGGGAAAACUACUCCUAGAAUUUUCAUUGGCAUCAUUUAUCAUAUCAACAUUGGCCAUUGGAUUUGUUCAGCCGUUAACAUCGUAUUGUGUGGUAAAACCCGUAAAUGUUACGACAAAAUGUUUAUAUCUUGAACCAGCUGGACAAACUAUACGAGGUGGUGCAUUGGGUUAUCUGCGAAAAGCAACCGGAAUUGGCCGUAAAAAAAGGGAUACAUCUCCAAUCGUUGAAACAAUCAUCGAUCUGAGCUCUUACAACAAAGAUGAUGAUGUUGUACCGGGCCUUUCACCACUUGCUUUAACAAAAAAUAAGGUAUGUAAUUACGAUGAAGAUUUAUAUGGUGUUUUAGUUAGUCCACCGCACAGUACACGAGUUUAUCAUCAGCCAGCCGUGGAACAAGUUUUCCUUCUUCUAUUGCUGCUUGUCAUUUUGGGUGAAUUUUUCAGUUCACCAAGUCUUGCUUUAGCAGAUAGCGUUACACUAACUUAUGUUUCCGAUAAUCCAAAACAGUUUGGUACAAUUCGACUUUUUGGAAGUUUUGGAUGGGGUUUGGCAAUGUUUAUUAUGGGUAUCGGUUUAGAUUAUUCGGAAACUUUCCGGAAUCAUCCAUGUCCAGCAAAGAAUACCACUGAAAAGAAUUAUACGUUAUGCUUUGUUGCAUAUUCACUAUUCAUGCUUGCUGCAAUGCUUGUUGCAACACAAUUUCGCUUUGGUAAUGAGCAACGUCCGGAUGAAGCAGCUUGUACGGUAAUCGAAACACGAAUUGAUGAAAUUGCUCCGGCAGUAGCAGAAAAAGCUCGAGUAAGGCAAUUACAGUUAGAGCAUUCGCAAGAUAAUGCACAAUGGAUUCCAACUAUUAAAGCAUUGUUUCGUGGUCAUGCAGCAUUUUAUCUGUUAACUGUUACAACGAUCGGUAUUGGUGCCGGAAUCAUUUUUACCUUUCUCUUCUGGCAUUUACAGGAUUUUGGUGGUUCACCAACUUUAUUCGGUUUUGCAACGGUAGUUAAUCAUGGAGCAGAAAUUGCUACUCACUUUUACUGUUUUCAACUGAUCAAUAAAUUUGGUCAUGUUAAGUUAAUAAAUAUUUGCCUAUUAGCUAAUGUAAUUCGUUUCUUCAUAAUUAGUUUACUCACAAAUCCAUGGAUGGUACUUCCAUUGCAAGCAUUACAAGGUUUAACCCUAGCAACAACAUGGGCAUCUGCAUCAUCAUACAUUUCAUUAAUUGCACCAUCACAAUUAAAAACAACAGCGCAAACUCUUCUAAUGAUUUUAUAUCAUGGAAUCGGAAAGGGAUUUGGAAGUAUUAUUGGAGGUUGCAUUAUUAAAUUUGCGGGCACACGGUUAACAUUCCAGAUUUAUUCCAUUAUUGCAAUACUCAUAUUGGGUUUACAUUAUGGAAUGAAUCGAUUAUUUAAAUAUGACGAUAUCAAGUACAGUCAUGAAUUUGACGAUGAUGAUGACAAUAUACUUGUUGCACCUCAAGGAUUACCGUUACAUUAUGGUGAAAGUAAAUUAACUGAUGCUUUCAACCAAACAUCUGUUAUAAAUACAAAUUAUGGUACAAUCGAAACUAAAGAUCCAACCCAGGAAGCAUAUGAUCGUUACGUCAAAUUACCACCGGUGAAUAAUAUGUAA